Molecule: messenger RNA, 6916 nt
Organism: Thunnus maccoyii (southern bluefin tuna)
Lineage: Eukaryota; Metazoa; Chordata; Actinopteri; Scombriformes; Scombridae
Gene: cacna2d2a
Product: calcium channel, voltage-dependent, alpha 2/delta subunit 2a
Exons: 41
Coding region: 706-3912 (1068 amino acids)
Cellular component (GO): voltage-gated calcium channel complex
Molecular function (GO): voltage-gated calcium channel activity
Source: RefSeq, a predicted model, not a curated record
UAAACGCUAGCUCUGUGGUAAACCUGGUCUAAUAAGUAUGUUUGAUAUUAACAUUACAUCAAAGCACUGUGUGGUGUGAAAGGGUCGCGGUAGGUGAUGAAAAUAACCGAAAAUUAUCACCCAACGACGACUCUAACGGUAACUGAACUUUAGCGUUAAGUAGCUAAACUAACCAUAAAGUUAAAUGUUUGCUAACACAUUAGCCAGAACAAUUUUGUAAGACCACAAUACAUCAGAGCUGCGUGCAUGUUAGCUUGUAUUGAAAUUGAAUUAACUUACUUGUCAAAAACCAAGUAAUUAAAUUUGCUCUAGGUUAAUGGGUCAAAUUGAACAAUAUUAAAAAUCAUGACAUAAUGCUAACAGAGAAAAAAGAAAUGACAAAGAUGAACAGUGGUGACAAGAUGAAGCCAACCAACAGGGAUAAUGUUCACCUUAAAAGACUAAGAGCGAGGGGAGUGAGUCAUCAUCAUCAGGAUGAAACGCUCUGACAUUUGAGCAUGAAAGUCCCAGAGUGCCUUGCGGCCCAACAUCGCUGGAGAGCACUUGAGAGGAUCAUCGAAGUUUGUUCGAGAGCGUCAAGACUCUCUCUCAAGGGCAGCUGGCUCUAUCAUCUGCGGUGCAAAUGUGUUCCACCUAAUUUGCCCUCCAGUUGAAAUAGGAAGAUCAGAAAACAAACAGCGGGGCAGGAGAAGGUAAUAAGACAGAAUGAUUCACUGGGCUGGACGCAUUGAGAAGGAGCUGGAAAAGGUUCUGCAGCACGUCACCGGAACUCAGCAGAUGAGAUCGAUUUAUAAUGAGAAGAAGAGCCAGUUUGAAAUCAAGAGAAACAACCCCAAGGACUUGGUGGAGAGAGUGGCACGCGACAUUUCCAAGCUUCUCAACAGUAAGAGGAAAGCCCUGGAGAAACUGGCCAAGGAGGCGGAGCUGCUUCAGAAGGAGCACGUAUGGCAAGACGGUGUGACGGAGAAUGCCAUUUCAUACUACGAUUCCAAAGCGGAUUCAGACUAUACGGAGGAUGGAGAAGAGGAGAACCCGCUGGAGACCUCGUCGUCUUUGGAGCUGGAAUUUGUGGAGGAUCUCAAUUUUAAAAACAAGGUCAACUACUCCUCCAGCGCAGUCCAGAUUCCUACAGACAUAUACAAAGGCUCCCCAGUCAUCCUAAAUGAGUUGAACUGGACCCAGGCACUGGAGAGGGUCUUCAUUGAAAACCGUCGGGAGGACAGCUCUCUGCGCUGGCAGGUGUUUGGCAGUGCCACAGGAGUGACUCGAUACUACCCAGCCACUCCAUGGAGAGCACCCAACAAGAUUGACCUGUACGAUGUCCGCAGAAGACCAUGGUAUAUCCAAGGUGCAUCGUCUCCAAAGGACAUGGUCAUCAUUGUGGAUGUGAGCGGAAGUGUCAGUGGACUCACCCUAAAACUGAUGAAAACCUCAGUGGUGGAGAUGCUGGACACCCUGUCAGAUGAUGACUAUGUGAAUGUGGCCCGAUUCAAUGAGAAGGCCGAUGCUGUUGUUCCAUGCUUCAGGACUUUGGUCCAAGCCAACGUUCGUAACAAGAAGAUCUUCAAGGAAGCCGUCAUGCAUAUGCAAGCCAAAGGAACCACAGAUUACAAGUCUGGCUUCACAUUUGCCUUUGAACAGCUUCUCAAUGAGAGCAGCGCCCCGAGGGCCAACUGCAAUAAGAUGAUAAUGAUGUUUACAGAUGGCGGGGAGGAUCGUGCACAAGAAAUCUUUGAGAAGUACAACUGGCCCAACAAAACAGUUCGUGUAUUCACCUUCUCCGUUGGCCAGCAUAAUUAUGAUGUAACCCCUUUGCAGUGGAUAGCCUGUGCCAAUAAAGGUUACUACUUUGAAAUUCCAUCAAUUGGAGCCAUCAGAAUCAACACCCAGGAGUACCUGGAUGUCCUGGGUCGUCCCAUGGUGCUGGCUGGGUCUAAAGCCAAGCAGGUCCAGUGGACAAAUGUUUACCAGGAUGCUCUGGGUUUGGGCCUUGUCAUCACUGGGACGAUGCCGGUCUUCAACCUCACUGCUGACACUGCAAGUGCUCAGAACCAGCUCAUCCUCGGAGUCAUGGGAGUAGACAUUGCAAUCAACGAAAUCAAAAGGAAGACACCUACAUACAGACUUGGAGCCAAUGGCUACACCUUUGCAAUUGACCCGAACGGUUACGUCUUGCUGCAUCCUAACCUGCGACCCAAGAUCAUUAACUUCAGGGAGCCUGUCACUCUGGACUUCCUGGAUGCAGAGCUGGAGGACAACAACAAAGAAGAGAUCCGACGACAGAUGAUUGAUGGCAAAUCAGGGCAAAGGAAAAUCAAGACGCUCAUUAAGUCAGUUGAUGAGAGGUACAUCGACGAAGCCAUACGGACGUACACAUGGACACCUGUGGAGGGCACAGAUUACAGUCUAGGGUUGGUACUGCCCACAUAUAGCGAGAACCAUAUCAAAGCCAACCUGAGUGACCAGAUCCUUCAGGUGCAGUAUUUUGAAUCACUGCUGCCAAACAGUUUUGAGUCUGAAGGACAUGUAUUCAUUGCUCCCAGGGAAUACUGCAAUGAACUGGAACUGUCCAACAACAACACCGAGUUCCUGCUCAACUUCAUUGCUCUCAUGGAGAAGGUGACACCGGACUCCAAACAAUGCGACAAUUUGCUCCUUCAUAACCUGAUUCUGGACACCGGCAUCAUCAGACAGCUGGUCGAUAAAGUGUGGAAGAACAAAGACUUGAACACAUAUGGGUUUCUGGCUGUGUUUGCUGCAACAGAUGGAGGUGUAACAAGAGUGUUUCCGAACAAGGCUGCAGAAACCUGGGAGGAAGACCCUGAGCCGUUUAAUGCCAGCUAUUACCGCCGCAGUCUCGACAACAAGGGCUACAUUUUCCGGGCGCCUUAUCGUACAGCCAGAGAUGAGCUGCUGAACCCAGAGAACGACACCAUAGGGAUCCUGGUCAGCACGGCGGUGGAAAUCGCAAUAGGAGGGAAGACCAUCAAACCCGCAGUGGUCGGAGUGAAACUGGACCUUGAAGCCUGGGUGGAUAAGUUCAAGAUUCUUGCCAGUAACCAUACAGACAGCCGCCAAGGCUCAAACACGUGUGGACCAAACAGAGGCUGUGAAAUGGACUGCGAAGCCAACAGUGAUGAUCUUCUGUGUUAUUUAAUAGAUGAUGGUGCAUUCCUAAUCAUGUCUAAUCAGAAGGAAGACUGGAACAAGGUGGGCAUGUUCUUCAGUGAUGUUGACCCCUAUCUGAUGUACGCACUCUACAACAAUUCUUUCUACAACCGCAAGGAGUCAUACGACUACCAGUCAGUGUGUGAACGGAUGCCCAACAGCGAGGCUGGAGCUGCACGCAGAGGAGUGUUUGUGCCCACAAUUGCAGAUUUUGUAAACCUGGCUUGGUGGACAUCAGCAGCUGCAUGGUCUUUGUUCCAACAGUUUAUAUACGGACUGGCUUAUCACAGUUGGUUUGUCACAGAUGAGGUGGAUGCAGAUGGAAUCGACUCCAAAGAGCGGAGCUGCGUAAUGAUCCAGACCCAGUACUACUUAAGUAAUCUCAGCAGCUCCUACAACAUACUGCAAGACUGUGGCAACUGCUCCAGGCUGAUUCACGCCAAGAGGAUAAACAACACCAACUUGCUGUUUGUGGUGGCGGAGAAGAUGCCGUGCAACACCUGCGAGAUAGAGAAGCUGUCCCAGGAGGAGGAGGAGUUUAAGGAGGAUAAUCCAUGUGAAGAAAUGGCUGUUGCACGCUAUCGAAAAGGACCCUCCACCUGCUUUGACAACAACAUAUCUGAGAACACAUCGGACUGUGGGCGAGGCCACUCCUUCCGUCCGUCCUUCUACAACUUACUGCUCAUUCAGCUGCUGCUGCUUUAUCCGGCCGUCAGCCCCCACGUUCAGUCUCUACUACAUUAAUUUAAUUUUCCUCCACUUGUCCUCCCUUUAGCCCUCCCGAGCUUCUCUCCUGUCCUAAAACCCUCCGUGCCCCCCCCCCCCCCCCCCCGCCCCCCCUCCACUAAUAUAGUCAUAGGUAAUAAUGGGACUUCCCAUCACGGCAAGUUGGAAGCCCUGAGUGCCGCGCUAUCCAGCCCGCUAUCCAGCACGCUUCAGUUUGUGUCGCUUAGUGACAACUGCCGGACGUUUAUGUCCUCAGCCAGUUAAUCUUCAUCAGCAGAAAGAGAGGGUGGUCCCAGAUCACCUGGAUCAUCAGAGGCAACGUCAGAAAAGAGAAAAACAACCCCUUCCCGCCACCACCACUACCACCUCCGCCACCCAGAGAAGGAAAGAGGGAAAAGGACAGAUCGAUGUCCUCGUCACAGACCUCCCGCCACAUACGAACUGGAGAGUUGAGGGUGUCUGUCUGUCAGACGGACGGUGGGACUUCUCCUCCUUCUCUCUCCUUCAUCUCAGAGUCUCGCCACUCCGUCAUUCGCCUCUCGCAAGAGGCUGUGGACCAUCAAGCAACUUAUUGCCACCAUAAGAGAAAAUAACUGAAAAAAAAAGACCUUGUCAUGUAUACAAAACGUCAAGUAUAAACUGCUGAAGUGAUGAGUAUUCCAAACAUAUAUUUAGUUUUUAAUUUGAAACGGAAGUUGUUAGGUGUUAACUUAAAAAGACAUGAAUUAAUUUAUGCACUAUAUCUACUUGCCAAAAUGAGAUAGACUUUCAUGUGGUCUUAUUUUUAUAGCCAAAACAUGACAAGGAAAUGGCUUCUGAUUUAGAUUUAGGAUAAACCGCGAGAGGAAGAGGAGACACGCAGAAACUGAACGCUGAUUCAUUUUUGUGCGGCUCCUGUUUUCAAACUUAAUUACAGAUUAAUGCUUUUAAGAGACGUCCUCUGAAGAUUAUUGUAAUUACAUGAUGGUAAUCGCAUUUCUUGAAGUAUUUCUCCUUAUAUUUACUAUUUAAGGGCCAGCGCUAUCUUGGCUUACACGCUUGUGACAGCUGUAAAAUAUUAAUCAGUGUUCAGUUCCUGCAGAUUUGGAGAUCAGGAGCAUUGUUGAUGUCGUGUAGUAUUCUCCUUUAUGAUCAACCGACCAUUCUGACCUCUGGUUUAGACUGAUGUAAAAGAAAAAAAAAAAAAAAGAAAAGAAAAGAAACAUCCCUGUGCUCUCUGAUGCGAAAGCUCACCUCUGCCAAUCCUCAUGAGGCUUCUCCAGGAACCUCUACUAACGUUCCUAAUCACUAUUUGUAUUUGUGCUUUACUUCUGUUCACACGACAGACACACUAAGAUCUCUGCCUCAUGACCGUCUCAUAGUAGUUCCAGGUGGGUUUUUGUUUUAGUCAUUUUGGGCAAAUCAGGGUUUGUUUGUUUUUUCUUUCCACUUAUAUUACCUUCAACUGAUGCUGUUCAACCUUCAAACUUUUUCGCUGCUGGGGGAUAGGGGCUUAUCAACAUUUCCAACUAAAGUGCAGAAGAGGCCACUAAAUAUGGUGAUCACGUACAAGUAGUAGUCUGGUUGUAAUCUGUCACAGUUCAUCAUUUGAUCAUUGCGAUGUGUGAAAAGUCAUUUAGACUCCCAUGUUUAGGAGCCGCUCUGUUUCAUAGUGCCUUGAUGCACUUUGUUUUGGAACGCAUCGGCUGUAUAAGAGUAGAGCUACUGUAUAGUAUCUUUAUAAAGCAGCCAUCUUUGAAGCUCGGGACAACACAGGAGCCUGUGAGACUGAAUCUGUAUUAGAAGCUAUAGAAGUAGCUUUACACAGAGCCGUCGCACCAACUGGCUCAAGCUUAAUGUAUUUGCCCUCCAGAGCCACCUGACUGCCAUCAUAUGGAGUUACUAUACCGUUCCUUUACAAAGCCAUGUAUAGAGCUACGAUACACUAUCAGUAGUAUACAGCGACUUAGAGCGUUUUUAGGGCCACCUGACUGCUAUAGUUCUGCCUGAAUCGUAUGUGCGUUUGUGUUUUGUGUGCGGAUGCGUGUCGAUUUGCGUUAAAAACCCUCAAAGGGAAUGUCUUUUAAAAUGAGUUGUGGAGUGUAUGACGGAUGACAGUUGUGGUAGCAUAGCUGUUUUUCCUGUUCAUAUGUUGCAAUGGGCAAAAUCCAGUGUUGUGGAGAAAAAAAAGGGAUUUUACUGAAACAAAAAACAAAAAAAAAUCCAUAUUUGACCAUCAGUCUGCUUAUAUAUUAAUCUGAGGGAGCGGCACAGCCCCUUCGAUUCAGAAGUGUCCGAAAGAAUGUGUAGUUCAUCAGUGUUUUCUGUUUCAAAUGCAACAUAGUUAACAAAGCCUCUCUAAAUGCCUUAGUGUUACACAGUACGGAGCUCUGAUACUGUACGUUCCCCCACCCUCCUCAUGUACACUCUUUCUCACGCACACACAAAUAGAUCCUCCAAAAUAUUCAGUCCCCUGGGUUCUCUUGGUGUUCUGCAGUAGGUAUAGUGAGCUCUAAUUUUGUAUUUUUAUGUCUUUGGAAUGAUAAGUUAUUGAUUGAUGCCUGUUCGAUGAAAUGCUUGAAAGCGGUGGGAGAUUUUUAAGUUUCAAAAGCCUCCGACCUUCGAUGUUCACGCCCACCCAAACCUCACUGUAUCGCUCAGGUGGGAAUAUUCACGCAACGAUUUGAACCUUAACUACACACUCUGUACAGUUGUUGGUACUAUUUGAUGUGACAAACAUGCUGGCACAGUAACUGCAGCGCGGCUUUGAACAAAUCUGACUCACGUAAACACAAAAAAACUUGAGUGUCAGUGAAACUAAUUGAAAAAUUUAAAGGACCAGUAUGUAGGAUUUGUGGCAUCUAGCGGUGAGGUUGUAGAUUGUAACCAACUGAAUACCCUUCCCCUCACCCUCCCCUUUCAAGCAUCUAGGAAAACCUACGGUGGUCACGAAAAACGCAAAAGACCCUAGAGCCAGUGUUUGGUUUGUCCAUUCUGGGCUACUGUAGAAACAUGGCAGCCUCCAUGGAAGGGGACUCGCUCC